Rhinocladiella mackenziei CBS 650.93 is the source of this 5223-nucleotide messenger RNA. RefSeq lists its product as uncharacterized. Gene Ontology annotation, biological process: mitotic spindle assembly checkpoint signaling; mitotic sister chromatid biorientation; protein localization to kinetochore. Bases 1 to 5223 code for a protein of 1740 amino acids. The record is from RefSeq and is a predicted model, not a curated record. The transcript has a single exon. Lineage: Eukaryota; Fungi; Ascomycota; Eurotiomycetes; Chaetothyriales; Herpotrichiellaceae.
AUGGCCGACUCUACAGCAGAUCAGAGAUCUAGGAGGCCUAAAGCCCGGCAGUCAAUUGCCCACUUGCCCUCUACUAGGACCUCCGUCUCAAGGGAUAAUGCAACAACUGACAUUACCGCCCUUCAAGUUCAGAACAAUACGACACAAGCAGCAAAGAAGAAAUCGCGAGGGAAAAGCCUUGGUCCAGGAGGACUUGAGGCUUUGAAGGAGCCUCCUGGAAACUCCACAAAGGUAUUUGCCACCUUCGUCGUCUCGGAGAAGCGAAUAGCUGACCAUUGGUGGACAACGACACCUUUCCAGAUCAAAUCAAUCCUCAAACCUACAAUACUUCUGACGCCGCCCAAAGUAAUCCCGACAUUUGAUGAACUACGGAAGCGAAGUACUGAGAAGGACGGAUCGCCAGGCAAAAAUAGUGCUGAAGAGCUUCUGAUUGAUUUCUCAACACCUGGACCAAACAAACCAGACGGAGGAGAUAUUUCAACAUCAAGCGCCGACAAUGCGGCAGAUCCUUUCAGUCCGAUAACGCGACGGUCGCCUCGAAGGCCUGGUGUUGGAGGGAACCCCGAAGAUCUUCGGCGCGAGCAAGAGGAAGAGUUCAAGCGUCAGGCGGAAAAGAAAGCCGUACUAGAGCGGAGAGCUGCUAGGCGAAAAUCACUGGCAAAUCGAAGAGUGUCGUUUGCGCCAGAGGCGACCUUGCAUACAUGGAGUGUCAUGGAGCUCGUGGAGGACUCUACAACCAGUUCUGCUUCAAACUCCACAAGAAGGCAGUCGUCAAUGACAACGGCACAGUCUCCAGACCAGACACCCCGAUCGCCUGAAACUCCUGCGAUCCCUUCAGCUCUCGCCGAGCAGACUGAAGAUCCCUUAGUAAAAGCAUCGCCGGAGCACCAACGAGAUGUUCAUCAACAGAAACGUCGGAGAAGAAGCUCUGGACUAUCAGAAGUGAUGUUGGACGCUGCACCAGAUGAGGCGUUUUCCUCAAGUCCUUCCGGAGACGUCACAACAAACAGCAGUCCCUUGCGUGUCGAGGAAGGUAUUGAAUCUUCUGAUGAAUCAGAUACGGAUGGCGACACAGCAAUGAGUUUGGAUGAAAGUACUGCACAUACUAUAAACUCCCAAGACUCAGCAUCUAGCACACAUUCUAGCUUGGACGAACGUCUCCGACAAGCGGCCGACCAAGCUGGUACUCGUGGAAUUGAAUAUGAUGAACAUGGUGAUGACUUGUCCAUGGAAAUGGUGACGGGCACAGUCACGAAUGCAUUUCAACUCUGGGCGCCGAAUCGUGCCGAGAACGCUGACAAUGGCGCAGUCUACGACCAGGAAAAUGUUAAUCCGUUUACAUCUUACCAACAAGAAUCGAAUUCACAGCAAAUUCAAGAUCCCGGGAUCGAAGAUGAAGCUCAGGAUGAGACCCAAGAGAUGAGCAUGGAUGUCACAAAAGCUGUUGGUGGUAUUGUAUAUGGUCAAUCUCCUGGCAAGAAGGGACGAAAGUCACCGGUGCCUCGCCGCAGAAGCAGCAUUCGCCGCCGCCGAUCCUCUGGAGACGGUUCUGCUCUCGAUGAGAGUAUGGAGUUUACAGUCAUGCAAGGUGGAAUUCUCGGUGCUGGAGCGGAGCCCACAGAAGCCACUCAUACUCAUUCAUCUGAUGAAUAUAUGACCAUGGAAUUCACGAAAGCCGGAGGAAGGAUUCUGGACGGGUCAAGUCGAUGUGAAUCUGCCCUGUCUGAGCAGACAGACGAAAACGAGUCAAUGGAUAUGACCACUGCUGCUGGCGGAAUAUUGCCACCGAUUGAGGAGCAGACUGAACCACAGACUGACAUGGAAGAGGGCCAGACAAUGGCUCUGGAAAUGACUAAGGCGGCGGGCGGCAUUUUGAACCAGAAUUCAGCCUCGGAAAAGAGAAUGACGAGAGAGCCUCGGGAAAAAGCUGUGGCCUUUACUCCUGAUUCUAAAUCGCCACACGUUCAAGCCAUCGAACAGACUACAUCAAGAUCCGCACCUAAAUCCACGCCCAGAUCUCAGCAUCAUCGGGCGUCUGUUGCUUCAGAGACAGGUAGCCCAAGUCUCGCAUUGAAACCACGACUUUCGGGUAGGCCUCAACGAAAUGCACCAAAGCCCUCCAGCACGCCGCAGUCCAAGCCGCCGAGUAGCCCUCCCAUUCAAUCAGCAGUUAGGGUACAAACCGGCACUCCUUCCAAACAGACCACUCCAUUUCCAACACGUGCUGAAACUCCAAACAAAACACCACCGUCGGUCAAUGUCGCUCAUCGAGGGGCGUCAGCCAAGAAGCUCUUUAAGGCUGAGAUCAAAGCGAGAAAUUCGCCUGGAUCAACCAAGCGAGAGGCGAAUCUCAAGGCCAAUAGUCUCUUCUCUCGAGAUGCCGAAACUGGACAGCAUACUCCCAGCGUCAUUCUCCGUGCACCAAAGCCACGGGUCGUCCGACGAAGGUCCAGUGGCAUCGGGAUUGACAAAGAUGGGAUUGGUUCUCCCCGAGCCGCUGAACUGCUUGAUCGUCGAACCUCGAUCGGUGAAGUCGCGCCGCAGUUCAAAUUGGGUGAUAAUGAGCCGGGACAAUUGCGAUUCGAGGAUCCACAACAACUUGAGCAUGAGGUCGAGGUUGAGCGAGUUGACGAACACCGACGUGAAAGUGGCCGAUUCAUCAUGGAGCAAGAAGCAGAUGAAAACCAAGAUGAGAAUGCCACUUUACAGUUGAGGGACAUGAUCGUAGCCAUGUCUCCCGAGAAGCCGAGGCCUGGUAAGCUCAGAGGCAGAAAGAGUCUAGCAAUUGGAGGGGCCAGAGGGCUGUUGGGCAAGAGGCCAGCAGAACUUGACAUGGACGACGAAGAUGAACACGAUUCCACACCGAAGCGAUUGAAAGCUGUUUCGCGAGAAGGUAGUCCCGUCAAAAGGGUCCAUUUACCAAAGCCACCGACGAAAGACGAAACAACGGGGCGAUUGAGCACCAAAUUGCAAGAAUCCCUCCAGGAGAUGGUCGGUGUUGAUAAGGUAACGCCGACCAUUGGAACUUCCUCACCGUCAAGAAGUGCAGCGGCACCAAGCCCUCCGACUACAGGGCGGUUCAAGGAUGUUGAGACCAGUAAUGAGGCUAGACCUACCUCAUUCGAAGACAGACUUGAUAAUGUUGUUGGAGCCAUUGACGUUUCGACAGCGCAGAUGCAAAGUGGAACCUCCCAGAACGAACGAGAAAAGAUCUCUCUUCAACAAUUCUUGAAUAUGACAAAUAUUCAUUUCAUCGAGCUGUCAACAACCAAAAGAAGACACACAAUAGCCCAAUCAUUGCCGAUCAAAGAAUCCGUGGAAGGCGCCCACUCCAAUGGCACCAAAGCCAACUUCGUCGCAGCAGCCACUACGUUGCCUCUUCUUGAACUAUACCAACAUGCUACAAGAGAGCUAAAGUCUUAUAUUUCAACUGGUCGAAAAAUCAUUCGCUCUAUCGAAGUUGAGACUCUUGCUGAGCAACCACCGCUGUUCCGCGAGUACGUCGAUGCUCGGCCAGAUGUGAAAAUGGUGAUGGACAAUCAAUUCCGAAAUGGCAAAGCCAAUGCUCGCCUCCAAAGCAAAGAGGGUUGGUACCAGUGGCGAGCACAACUCGUGGAGGGUCUCAAGACUGGACUGGAAGGAAUCAAUCAGGGCAUGAAUGCUGAUCUCGACCUUUUGCAAAAGCAGCAGCAUUUAUUGGAUGAUGUUAUGCCUAAGCUGCUCCAUGAGCAUUCUGCACUCCAGCAUCAAAGUGCGUCGUUACAGCAGAGCCUUGCAGAGUUGGAUAGUGUCGAUCACGAGGCUCUAAACCACUGUCGGCGACAACUGCAAAAAGCUGACGAGUACUACCUCCAGAGAUCUGCUCUUCUGGACAUGUUACAGCAACAGAUAAAUGAAAAAGAUGAGGCUCUAGUCGCUGCAGCAGAACUGAAGACUGAGAUGAAAGACCAAAUUGCAGAAGCGGACCGGGUGAGGGAAGAAAACAAAGGUUGGCCAGUCGCCGAUGUCCUGGUACUGAAGUCGAAGGUCAAGGGCAUUGAGGAGCAAACUGGUUGGCAAUUGGUCACCGCUGAAGGGGCGGUCGACGAACAUGAUGAAUUUGGCCCUGCUCUAACUAUGUCUUACAAAGGCGAUCUACGAUUAUUCUUCUACCCUCAAGCCUUCCAGUGCAAGGAGGCCAGCGUUCCACGACGCAGAUCCGGGAGAAAAUCUGCAUCUACUUCCGGUCCAACGGCACCUAUUAGCUUAACGUUUGCAUCAAGCCAGGGUGAACGCGAAAAUACGAUCGCAGAGCGACCGACUGAGAAACGCUUCUUCUUACAGAUGAUCAGAAGCCAACUUCACGCUUUCACGAUGAUGCCCAAAGGAUCUGUAUCGCCCAAGACAUUGUUGUCAACUGUCUCACAAGGCUGGGAUCUGGCUUGCAAGGUGUCUGAAGAACUACGUUUACUCAAUCUUGUCGGGAUCACAACGGCAUCCAUUCUGAGCGACGAGAAGCUUGGUGUCAGGAUUAUCCUGAUGUUACCGGGCAAGGGACGCGUGGACGUCGAGUUUGUAAUUGCUGCCACUAUCCUCAAUGAUGGUGAUGUUGUUUCUACGACGAAUGUCAACGCAAACGCUAUUUGGGGAUCUGCCUUAGAGUUGGUGAGUGGUUCCAAAUGCAGAAAAGUUCAACAAGCAUUGGGGAAGGAGGUCGAAAGUCGGACGCUAGGCGAAGGUGCUUGGGUCAGUGCUGUUCAUGGCUUUGAAGAAUGGUUCCUCGCUCAGGACCGGUCGAAACAAGAAGCAAAGAAAGACGAAGAGAUGAACACGGCUGUUACUACAACGACGGAGGUUUCUGCACCAGCGCAGUCACCGCCACCGACCGUCCCUGCGCCAGCAUCGACUUCAUCCGUGCCAAAACGCUCACCUCUUGCGCCGAAGAGAACUAACACCGUGCAAAAGAAAGCCCUCCCUCUCCCCAAGCAGCGGUUUGACAAAUUCAACGCCCAGACACAGUCUCAACCGGCGACGGAGAAGGUUAUGGAGAAGGAGAACUUCAACCCGUCCUUAUCAGUCUCGAGUAGUAAAGCCCAGCGGCCGAUACAACAAAACAAAGCAGAUGUGGAUGACUGGGCUGAUAAACAAAUGCCGAGACCGGCCAUUACACCAGAAAUGCAAGAGGCAAUGAUGAUGCAUACGCCUAUCAAGCGCGUGGGCGCGUUGAGGAGGAGUCCGAUUUGA